UCUGAGGGAUAUAAUAUUUCUUUCUUUCGUGUUGAACUCUAUCUAGGGUUUAGUUUUCCCCUUCUAUCUCUGCUUCAAACCUUUUUCAUCCCUCUUUUAAUCACCACCACAUCUCGUCUGAAAUAUUCUUCUUCUUCUUCUACCCUUUCAUUCUCCUUUUCUUUUAUACUCUUUGUAAAUCUAACGAUGGAUCCCAAUGCGAACGGGAGUUCCUCUGAUGGAGAAACUAACGAUGUUAAAACCCUAAACCACCAUACAGGAGAGGAGAAACCUCACCAAAACCAUCAUCAUCAUACGGGAGAUGGUGCUAGCCCUGGGAAGAUUUUUAUUGGUGGUCUAGCGAAGGAGACUACUCCUAUUCAGUUUACCAAGCAUUUUGGUAAAUAUGGAGAAAUCACAGACUCUGUGAUAAUGAAAGAUCGAGUAAGUGGGCAGCCCCGUGGAUUUGGUUUUGUGACUUAUGCAGAUGCCUCUGUAGUUGACAGAGUUAUCGAAGAUACUCAUGUUAUUAAUGGAAAACAAGUUGAAAUCAAGCGGACCAUACCUAAGGGAACCAUGGGAUCCAAGGAUUUCAAGACCAAAAAGAUCUUUGUGGGCGGCAUUCCUACUAGCGUAAACGAAGAUGAAUUUAGUGGGUUUUUCUCUAAGUUUGGAGAGAUCAAGGAACAUCAAAUCAUGCGAGACCAUGCAAGCACUCGUUCUCGGGGUUUUGGGUUUAUUACAUUUGAUAGUGAGGAAUCUGUUGAUAACAUCCUGUCUCAAGGGAACAAGAUCGAAUUUGCUGGAGCUCAGGUGGAGAUCAAGAAAGCAGAACCCAAGAAAUCUAACCCGCCAUUGGCACCACCCAGGCGUUUUUCCAAUUCUAGGCCCAGUACUUAUGGUGAUGCUGGUGCUGGUGCAUUUGGGGAUGCUUAUGAUGGGUAUGGUGCCGGUGGUGGAGGUUAUGGUGGUGGGUCCUAUAGGUCAGGCGGGGGAUAUGGGGGUAGACCAGGUGGCUAUGCAGGAUAUGGCACUAGUGAAUUCGGUGGUGGAUAUGGAUAUGGUGGUAGCGGUCUAGGCGAUUAUAGAGAGCCUUCUCUAGGAUAUGCAGGCCGUUAUGGCGGAGGCUUCAGUAGAGGUUAUGACCUAGGAGGUGGUUAUGGUGGAGGAGCUGGUGAGGGUUAUGGUGGCUAUGGUGGUGGUGCUGGUGGUUAUGGUAGUAGCUAUGAUGCAGGCUUUGGGAGUGGCUACCGAGGUAGCGGUGGAAGCUCCCUAUAUGGAAAUAGAGGUGGUUAUGGAGGUAGUGGUGGUGGUCGUUACCAUCCUUAUGCAAGGUAGAGAACUCCAAUAGCAGUAAUGGUCCGUGGAAGUACAAAGCAGAACAACUUAGUCCUCUAUGUCUUCGCUUGUUAGCUUCAAGCGGGUAGAGAAGGGUAGAUCAUCUUGCUUACUGAUGUGAUCCUUGGCAAACCAGGACUUGGUCUUCUAUUGUUAGCUUAAUGAUGCGACCCUUAGAAUUUGAAUCUAUUUUAGUUUGUAUUACUGCUUGGUUUAUUUUUAAUUUUCUUAACUUCUAGAUAUACUCUGUUUGAUAAGAUGAACAUCAGAUAAUUAAUAUUUUCUUUGAUGUGUUGGUUGUUCAAGGAAAAAAGAACUUCUUAGAAACCU
Molecule: messenger RNA, 1647 nt
Organism: Papaver somniferum (opium poppy)
Lineage: Eukaryota; Viridiplantae; Streptophyta; Magnoliopsida; Ranunculales; Papaveraceae
Product: glycine-rich RNA-binding protein 3, mitochondrial-like
Exons: 6
Coding region: 187-1317 (376 amino acids)
Biological process (GO): regulation of gene expression
Cellular component (GO): nucleoplasm
Molecular function (GO): RNA binding
Source: RefSeq, a predicted model, not a curated record